AGCUCUUUGCAGUUCGCCGACAGUCACGGCAAAAGAAACCCCAAACCAGGCAGGGACACGCCCACUGACACACCCAUGCCGCCCAAAGGCCCAGACCCCUACGAGUACGCUGUACGUCUAUCCAAAAACUCGAAGCUUAUUCGAGAGUUCGUUGACCCGUCCCAUGUGACCCCGAUCUUGACCCAGAACAAAAUCAUGACGAAAAUGGAGGCUGACGUGGUGUACCACCUGCAUGACACGAGCAAGAAAUGGGACCUAAUUCUGGCCGUGUUGCAGCAGAGGGGCGAAAGGGCGUACCAGGCUUUUCUGGUGGCGCUGUUACAGAGUAAAUACGUCACCAUGUUCCACACGAUACAGGGCACAAGAGUUUCUCUCUCCGACAGAGAGAAUUAAGCAGACGACAACGACCAUGAGGGCAGCUUUAGUUUAUGGCCAAGAAGAAGAGAGAGAGACCAGACCAUGUACACACACA
Messenger RNA from Aplysia californica (California sea hare), 472 nucleotides. RefSeq lists its product as uncharacterized. Gene Ontology annotation, biological process: regulation of apoptotic process. NCBI's taxonomy places the organism in Eukaryota, Metazoa, Mollusca, Gastropoda, Aplysiida, Aplysiidae. The record is from RefSeq and is a predicted model, not a curated record.